CCCGAUGUAAUUUCAGCCAGUUAAAAACUAGAACAUUUGCCUAUCGCACCUGUCAUGGGUUACACUAUGUAGCGUUCUUGUAUGUUUAGAAUAGUAGUAUCAAGGAUCUCAUGCAUCCAUAAGAACCCUGAGAUCAGACUAAUAUCACGGAUCCACGUCAUGGCAAGCGUGGAAGAGAGAAAGAUAAGUGCCAUAGUUGGGGCACUGGUGGCAGAUGCUGCAGCCCAACCUAUACACUGGAAUUAUAAGACUGCAGAUUUGGAUGCGUUUCUAAAGGACAAAGAUGAAGUUGCAUUCUUGGAACCGUCCAGAAAUCCUUUCUAUUGUAUCAAGACUGGAAAGCACAGUUGCUAUGGAGACCAAUCCAGAACCAUCCUGAAGUCACUGGUGGAAAAUGGAGGUGUCAAUAUUGAAAAACUGAAGAAAUCCAUGUUUGAGAUGUUUGGUCCAGACUCUGAGUAUGAAAAUGAAGACAAUGCUACUUAUAAAGACAAAUCAGAUGUUGUGAAGAAGGUGUAUCCUAUCAACACUCCAUGGAGACAUGCCAGUAUCAAGUCAUUCCUGAAAAAUUACAGUGAAGGGGCUGAAAUUACAGGUAUUGAGGAUAAUCAGAUGGACUGUGUUAUCAAUAUGAUCAGUGUGGUGGCCCUGUAUGCUGGGAGACCAGAGAUGUUAGACAAAGUAGAGGAGAUCAUUUCUGUGACUCAGAACUCAGACAUCAAUGUAGCUGUGGCCUUCACUGCAGCAAGGUUACUUGAAUACUUCAUUCUCCAUGGGAAGACUCCUGGUUUGGACGCCUUGAAUUCCGUUUUGGAGGAGAUGAAGAAUCCCCAGAGACGGAGCCCCCAGGAUCUGGACAAGGCCAUGAUUGGUCACAUGAAGAAAGUUAUCGAGGAGAUGGAGACUGAUCAUGUAACAGCUGCUCGGAAAUUCAACAUCACCUGAGCAAUACCUGGGGCCUUUCAGUCUGCUGUGCAUGGUGUGAUUACUAACACUGAGUACGUGACUGGGGUCCGUCGUACAAUCCGAGCAGGGGGAUGUAACUGUUCCAGAGCCGGGUUCAUUGGAGCAUGUCUAGGUGCUCAGAAUGGUUUACAAGAAAUUCCAGAAGAAUGGAAGAGGAAGACACUGUCAUAUGAAGAAGUUUCCCAGCUGGCAAACAAAUUAGUUGCAAUUCAGUUAGAGUAAUUUAAUAAUUUUUAUAAACAAAUUCAAAUUGAAUAUAAAAAAUAUAUUUGUAUUUUUUAUCAAAAUUUAAUUGAACAUUUAUUGAAAUAUCAAUUUUAUUUUAUUUCUAUUGAAUGAUUAAUUUUUAUAACUCUUGUAUACAUUUGGUUUUCAUAUUUUGUUCAGCACCCCAGUGGAUGGAUUAAGGUUGAAAAACGAUGAUUUAGAUUUUUAUUAGAUUAACGAAGACAAAAAGCCACAUGUGUGCUUAUAAAGGGCAGUAGUAUUUAUUCACACAAUGACAUUUCACAACUUUUGAAUGCUUAUUUUCUGAAUUUAGCACACAGAUCAACAGAUAAAUGAAAAUCUCUUCUAAACCCUUUCUAAGGCUGAUCAGAUUUGAUGUUAAACACUGCUAUCUGUGUGUUAAUUUCAGCUAUUCCUUUCUUGUUGUGUUUUUUAAAAACAUUUUUCAAAAAUAUGCUUUUCAAUUUUAAAAGUUGUCUUCCUUCAAUAAAAGAAGGGAUGAUUGUUUUGAAAAGAUAUUGUUGCCAAAAUCAGUUGUUUUUAAAUAAUGUAUACAUUGUUGAUAUGUUCUGUUCUAAUAUAUAUACUCAUUACUACAAAUUUUUUGAUUGUUAUUUUACAAUUUUUAUUAAAAUUUGAUUUUAUUCAAGUAUAAUUAAAUGAGGACAAUGGAA
Saccostrea cuccullata (small rock oyster) is the source of this 1868-nucleotide messenger RNA. RefSeq names its product crystallin J1B-like. The record is from RefSeq and is a predicted model, not a curated record. Lineage: Eukaryota; Metazoa; Mollusca; Bivalvia; Ostreida; Ostreidae. The transcript is spliced from 8 exons. Bases 82 to 945 code for a protein of 287 amino acids.